Molecule: messenger RNA, 750 nt
Organism: Geodia barretti
Lineage: Eukaryota; Metazoa; Porifera; Demospongiae; Tetractinellida; Geodiidae
Source: the annotation of a GenBank genome assembly
AUGGUUGGGGCAAUCAUGAUUGCAGUCACUAUGAAGAUGCAGGGGCUGAGUGUGAGGGAGAGGUGCUCCCUAUCAGGCUACGGGGUGGCUCCACUGAUAUGGAGGGGAGAGUGGAGGUCUAUUACAACGGGACGUGGGGCACAGUGUGUGACGACUACUGGGGACCUCAGUGAUGCAACAGUCGUCUGCCGUCAGCUGGGAUAUGAUGUGGCCGUCAGUGCCGAGAGUUUGGCCACUUUUGGACAAGGACAAGGUCCGAUCUGGCUGGAUGAUGUGGCCUGUGUUGGCACGGAGAGCUCUCUCUCUGAGUGCUCCAACUUGGGUUAUGGUGUCCACAACUGUCGCCACUACGAAGACGCUGGUGUCCGAUGCUCAAAUGAUGUGACGCCGCCCCCAGAGACCCACCUGAGAAUAAUGGGAGGAAAUAAUGAAAGUGAGGGGAGAGUGGAGAUCUUGUUCAACGGUACAUGGGGCACCAUCUGUGACGACUCCUGGGACAUCAGGGACGCCGAGGUUGUAUGUCGAAAUCUUGGCUUUGACUCUGCGACUGAGGCCUCUCCAACGGAUACUUCGGACCUGGUGGGUCGAGCCAGCCCAUCUGGUUGGACGACGUCCAGUGUUUCGGGACAGAGUACAACCUCACCUCCUGUCUCACCUCUCGCUUUGGGGAUACCAGUCACUGCUCCCACUAUGACGAUGCUGGAGUACGAUGUCACUUGGCAAUUAGUGGUCCGAGGGUACGACUGGUGA